GGCUCCAAAAAAAUAGUCUCUCUCUCUCUCUUUCUAUCUAUCAAGUCGGCGAGAUGUAUAUAAGGAAACUUGCAACCAACGCGUAUUUAGCAGGUAAUAGCGCACCAAACUCCGAGAACUCAAAAACGGUUGCUUGCACGAUCUCUCAAGUUGUCAAGCAAAACUGUUUUCAUAGAUUUCAGUUGCCUUUUGUUUCCUUCGCUUUCUUCUAAAGCACAGUUGGAGUUUUGGCACAACAAAGGGUUGUGUAUUCCAUUCAUUGUUUCUGUUCACUUUGCACCUAAUUAAUAGCUGAGCAGAGCAUCAGUCUACCAAUGACCCCCAAAUCGAAUGAGUCAGAUGCAAGUAAUUCAAGAAGGCACUCGAUAGGAAAGGCCACUUCUUCAGGAAGCGGAGAGAAUAUCCUUCCUCACUAUCUCCGAGCUUCUACAGGUUCCUGUCAUGAUUUCUGUAAAUAUGGGAGGAAACAUGCAUUUGAAGAGAAAGCAAGGCGUCCAUUUCUAAGAAGGAAUGCAAAGAAACCACCUGAUGAACAAAGCUCUGUAGAGUUUCAGCCAGAGAGAAAUAACACGUCAAAGGAUAAGCACAAAAUUGGUAACUAUACUCCACCAAAUACUCCAGAGAGCAUAAAGACGGAAAUGUCUAGAAAAUUACUCAACAGACAAACUCCUGCAACAAGUGAAGUUAUGGGUGAGAAGAAGGCAUCAUCAGGGGUGUUGUUGACGAAAUCAGCUGACAGGCAAAGUCCAGUGUUGAGGGAAGUUCUGGCCAGGAAGAAGACAGUGGCAAAGGAAGUGUUAACAAAAUCAGUUGACAGCCAAAGUUCAGUAUCAAGUGAAAAUUGGGCUGAGAAGAGUAAGAAAUCAACCCAGCAGAGGAAGAAGACAACAGCAGUUGAGCUCAGAACUUCAUCUGAAUCUAAAACCCGUUUAUCCCCAAAAAUAAUGAAACUGGAAAUGUCAUCAUCUUCUGAAAAGCUAGAGGUCUCUUCGAAACAUGCUUCAUCAAAAGUUAAAGAAGAAAACAUGUCUGCAAAACAUGCUAGUUUUCCAGAGAUGAAAUUGUCUUCUUCUGAUUCUUCGAGAGUAUUAGAUGUCAGAGAAAACAGUGAUACUAAAAUAGGGCGGAGGACAGUGACAUCUGAAAUAGCUGUAAAGAGAGAACAGAUACCCCCAAGAGCUUUGCUGUCCCCUAAAAUAUCCAGCGGUGGAAAUGCAAGAGGACUGGCAUCCCCAAGAGCUUCCUUGUCCCUCAAGCCUACUCUCAGAUUACAGAUGUCUCCGAGAGUUUUGUUGUCCCCUAAAACUUCCAGUGGUGGAAUUGUGAAAGGACAGGCAUCCUCAAGAGCUUCCUUGUCCCGAAAGCCUUCUCCCAGUAAAGUUUCAAACCUAAAAGCAAGAAAGCAUUGGGGCUCAGAAAUCGCACCUCCACUGAAGAAUCAGAACAAGAUUGGCAAGGCCAAUAAUGAGCAUCCCAAGAUUAAGAAUGCUGAUUCUGACCAAUCUACUGAAGGACUUAGCAAUGAUGUGGUCGAGGAGAAAACCCUGUAUGUCAUCAAAAUGGAAACCGAAUGCAAAUGUUUGGAGUCUGAUCAUAAGGAAAAUCAUUCUGGUGAAUUAUCUCCACCUCCAUUUUUGUCAGCCAAGUCUCCAGUCCUCUCAGAAUCUCCUUUGUUCUCAUCUCAUAACGAAGAAGAUGAACAGGAAUCUGAGUAUGCUGUAACUGAAGCAGAAGAUGACCCUCUCUCUGAAUGUGAUGAAACGGAGUACAUGGAAGAGUCUGAUACUUUGGAAGGGGGAUGCAAAGGAUUGCAGCAGAAGGUUGGGAUAAUUCCUUCUGAGGAUAAGGAUGACCAAGCCGUGAAAUUACAAUUCAGGAGGGGAAAGGUGGUUGAUGUUCAGACUAAUCAUAAUGGUCCUAGGAGGCUCAAAUUCAGGAGAGGAAGAAUGUUGGAGGAGAACCGAAAUCUCAAAGCUGAAGCCCAAAGAAGCUUCAAGAGGAGAGGAACUGAAGGCCACGCAAACAUUGAGAAGCCUGAUUCAGAAAAGGUUGUUUUGAGACAUCAAGAUGUGCAUGGCAAGAAAGAUGCGCAGGGUCUGUUUAAUAAUGUCAUUGAAGAAACAGCAAGUAAACUUGUUGAAACCAGGAAAAGUAAGGUUAAGGCCUUGGUUGGUGCUUUUGAAACAGUGAUCUCGCUCCAAGAUAGCAAACCAUCUUCAAACACUGUAUCAUGAGUUGGAAGGCAAAAAAUAAAAUAAAAUAAUAAAGUAAAUAAUUUUUUUUUAAAGUCAAAAUAAAUAAGACAGGAAAAAGAAAAUGCUUUGAAGUGCACGUUCUUUCAUUAACAGUCUUUUGGUUUUUGCAAAGGAAUGGUGGGAAAAUAAACCUAAGCUUGUAAGGAGAGAAGUGCAAGUUUACAAGUUUAUGAAGUUGCAGAAGGAUAAAAGUAGAUUGCUUCUGUUGACAUUAGACAACCUGGAUGUAAAGUUUGACAAGAAGUCCUGUGAGUAUUGAUCUUGACAUGCUUCUCGUGUUUUCUUUGAGGGUAUGCAUCUUCUCCCUUUUAUUUUGUACUUGAUGUGAUUUGUUUCUAUCUGUGAAUGAGAAAAAAUGUAGUUUGAUCAGGAAAAGAGAGCUACACAACCGGUUUUAAUCCUUGUAUGAUUUGGGGGAUGUUGCUUUUUAUCAUUCAAUGCAAUGUCUAAUCCUGUUUUUUUU
Messenger RNA from Hevea brasiliensis (rubber tree), 2718 nucleotides. RefSeq lists its product as uncharacterized. The record is from RefSeq and is a predicted model, not a curated record. The coding region runs from base 315 to 2234 and encodes 639 amino acids. Lineage: Eukaryota; Viridiplantae; Streptophyta; Magnoliopsida; Malpighiales; Euphorbiaceae. The transcript is spliced from 2 exons. Gene Ontology annotation, molecular function: calmodulin binding.